This is a messenger RNA of Synchiropus splendidus (mandarinfish), 5171 nucleotides long. RefSeq names its product pyroglutamyl-peptidase 1-like. NCBI's taxonomy places the organism in Eukaryota, Metazoa, Chordata, Actinopteri, Syngnathiformes, Callionymidae. Gene Ontology annotation, cellular component: cytosol. Gene Ontology annotation, molecular function: pyroglutamyl-peptidase activity. Bases 3857 to 4513 code for a protein of 218 amino acids. The transcript is spliced from 6 exons. Gene Ontology annotation, biological process: proteolysis. The record is from RefSeq and is a predicted model, not a curated record.
GACACCCAAACUAUGCGCUGCCUUGUGGUGUUUGAGUGUGUUCUUUCAAAUCAAGUCAAGGGUGAAGUUACCUCAGGUCUUUGGAGAGGUGAGCAUCACUUGACAUUGGUUAGUAAACUUAAUAUCCACAUAUGCGGAUGGCCCAAUCCUAAAAGUAUUUUUGGUAUAAUCAUCAUCCGUCGAAAACCACUGUAAAUGUGAACGCUAUAUAUAUGCGUAAUCGUGGGUUGCGCGUGAGAAAUGUUUACCAUAUAAGUGAAACUCAAUGUCAUGUUUCAUUGAAUCUUCUCUUUAUUUUAACGGCGAAAAAAAGGCGUCCUUGCAUUAUCUUGCAGUAGUUUGCCGAAGUCUCCAGCAGAGGGCGCAACACUUCAAUAAUACUCUUCUGUCCUCAAGACUGUUUUACCAUCUAUGGUUUGAUUCAGCUUCCAUUCUUCUGCCAUUCGGGAUUUUAUCAUCAUACAUUUUCCAGACUGGGACACAAUCUGCGAUACUGUAGUGAAUUUUAAUAAAUGUAGGCACAUACAUUCAUGUAACUUUGACGCUUGGAAAAUACAAUUUUAACUGUACAUAAAGGCUAGAAGACAUGCAGUGUUUCUGUUUCAUCGCAACAAAAAUAUGUAAGACAACACUUAAAAGUAGGAAAUGUUUUCAGUAAAUAAAAUAUAUAUAUAUUUGUCAUUGCUAAGUGCUUGUAAACAAGUAAGGCUUGGUAAUACAUAAAGGAUGGCAGCACUUCAGAGGCAUCCCAGUAUUAGGUUGUCCAGCUUAGGCGCUAUCCUGGACAGUUCAUGGAUAGCAGGUUGCUACAUGGCUUUGAAAAUACAUGGCAGGGUUGAAGAAUACUUCUCCAGUUCUUGAAGUCUCUGACACGUUAGUAAGCUUGGACCUGGUUUGGUAGAAGCUGACAUCCACUGCUGACAUGGUUCAUCACCUUCUGCUUGAGCUGGGCGACUUGCUCUCUGAGGACGCUGGCCGUGGACGCCAGCUCGGUGUUCUGGGUCUUCAGGCUCUUCACCUUGUCCUCCAACCGAGAGAUCCGCUCCAGUUUCCGCUUCCGACAUUUGGAGGCGGCUAUCCUGUUGCGCAGCUUCUUCCUCUCCGCCUUGAUGCGCUCUUGGUUGUCCAUGUCGAUGGGGGAUAGAGGCGGACUGUCACCGAAGCUCUGCAUGUCGGGGACUGUCUGCGGCUCGUCCUUCACCAUCCCGGCCGUCUGGAGUCGCGUGAGAGCCGCGGCGGCUGCCGCCUGCUGCUGCCCGCUGAGGGGCGGCGGAGGCGGCGGGAAAGGGACGGUGUCCGUGGGGUAGUUGAUGGUGGCGGUCCCUCCCAGCGGGCUGGCAGCAUAGCCGUUUAAGGUGGUGUACACCGGGAGGUCAGUCGUCUGAAGCCCGGCGGAUCCCACCUGGUUGGCGGAACCGAGCAGCUCCAGUCGGUCCACAGACACGCAGCCCGCCUCUGUCAGCUGGUUCUGCUUGUGGAGAUCCUCCAGCGCUUUAACGAACCCCUCCGCGAACUCCUGCUCGUCGCUGGCGGACUUCGGGAAGAGGAACUGCGGCGCUGGGUUGGACUGGAUGAUGAGGCGCUCCAAGUCAGGAGACGCGAGUUUGAGGAUCCCCAAGUCCGGGGAGUUGAGGAGCCCCUCUGGGUUCGGCUUCAGCUCGGAGGUCUGGUCGCUCAGGUUGAGGUUGAUCUCCUUCUUCAUCAUGGUGCUGCGCGUGUAGAUGGAGGUGGGAGAGUGGACCGCGGUUUCCAUGCUACACCCUCACAUGAGGGAGCGAGGAGCGACGCAUUCACUUUCGCUUCCGUCAAAUCCAAGCGCGAGAAAAUCAGACGAGCCUUCUUCCUGAGAACCGCUUCCUUCUUGGGUCUCUCUGUCGAACGGAGGCGACGGGCCCCGGGCCUGAGCGUCUCCUCUCUCCCUUAUGGCACGACUGCUAUGCGCAGCACCAGACCUCACUCGCUUUCUAGCCCCAAAAAUUCCAUUAUGUCACUUCAGAGCGCUGAGAUUGGCCCAAAAUGACGUUGGUUUCCGGCUCCAUUUGAAUAAGGGGCCGAGACAGCCUGUGUUGCCAUGGAGACUCGUAGGUAAACUACAAACAGUGCAAUGCAUUGUGGUUUGAUGUCAUAGAAUGAAAAAGCUCCGGGACGCCAGAAGAGACUGGGCGGGGAGAGCAGAGGAACAGGCCUCGCUGACAUGUUCCCGACUACACAGGCACUUCAGCUCAAGUGGAAAAGACAAGCUCCAACCGAUUGUAUCCGUGAAAGAACACAAGUGUUGGGUAAGACUUUCCCUGACCCGGAGAGAAGGGAAAACAGCUGCAACUGGAAUCAAAUCCAUCAAAUUCGACUUGAAUCUAAGCAAUGUGUCCUCUGGCUUCACAGUGGCUCUCAAGUUUUACAUUAAUAAAUAAAAGCCAAUAAUGAAUUAAUAAGCGUAGAGAUAUAGAUUUCUAUUUCUAAAUUAGUCUCGAUUGUAAAUGCAGUAAUAUACAGUAGUCAUGAAGAUGUAAUGCUUCAAAGAUUAAAUGAAAAAAAUGCACAGCGAUAAAUAUAAUAUUUCACUAGAAUCAUAAAUAUAUUUUAUUAUAACAAUGGUUUCUAGUGGAUACAAAGGCUCCUCCUCAACAAGGCUUGUCUGCAUCAGCACCACGGAGCUGCAAGGGCAUCAUUAGUAACCAUGGCAACACUGACAUAGCAAGUGACGCAGGAGAAGCGAAAAGGUGAAUGGGUUGAGGAGGAGAGGGAUUCGGUGCCGUGAGAGAGGAGCUGCAGUGCAGCUUGUUGGAGGUGUUUAUGAAAUGUGUGUGCGGCUCAGAGACAUGAGUGGAUGCCGACUCUCUAAUUUAAGGAGUGUGAAGCGGAGCAGACACAGGUUAAACCUGUCACAUGUUCUACCUCCGCCCUCUGGAGAGCAUAUUUCCUCUAGUGUGCCAGGUUGAAGCCACAUUAGGUGCAGUGUCCAGAGCGCGUGAGUCAUUUCACAACCCAGGGGUGUGGACCACGGCACGCACUGAAAAAAAAAGUAUCUUGUAGAACGCUCCUCGCUCGCUCUGUCUUCAGGACGGUCGCCGGCUAAACUCUGAGGUUUUGUUGUUGCUUUGGGUUCCUCUCUCCUGGGAGCAGCAAACCGGGCACACAUGUUUUCAGACACGCCCUUACACAAGCUCAUGCUCACAGGCGGAGGCUGUUUGGUGAAACCACAGAGCAGCUCCACCGGAACAGAUGGCCGGGGGUCAGAUGUUCACUCAUGGGGGCUUUGGAACGGUCCUCAGUGAGGGGAGGAGGUUCGCUCGGUUUAUUAUCAGCUGCCUGGAUCUAUAACCUGAAUCAGUGUUUUUCUUUUUAUAACACCAGCGCCACGCUGAAUCGCGUGGGUCCAAACAUAUCUCUGAAAUGUCUCUAUGGCCUUCAUUAGUUUGGUCAUAGGAAGAUGCAAUGAUGUGAUGCCGCAGUAGACAGACGUGUGGUGUAGCGCAUAUAAAUUAAUAUAACAUAAUUAAUUUUGUGAAAACAGGAAAGAGGCAGAUGCAUUGGAAGGUGUGGAGAACAGAAAUGAUAUCAUGAAUAAGAUACCUGAAAUCUGGUGAUAAUUGUGAGGAGAUUUAAGAUACUUUGAAUUCACUUGGAAACUAAAACUAAAACAUUACAAUGGAGUUAUUUUUUUCGCAUAAAAUGUGUUGCUAAUACUUUGCUAGUCACGCUCCAGGCCAAAAGGUGGCGCUGUGGGCACAUUAUUUUAAGCGUGACUGAAGACGACGAAGAGGAAGAGAAGGGGGGCGGAGGAGGAGGAAGGGAUACUACAGCAGUAGACGUACAGCAGGCUUCUUCUGAAGAAUAUAGAAAAUACUGAGGGAACAUGGCAAGCAGGAAGAAGGUGGUCGUCACAGGGUUUGAGCCCUUCGGAGAGCAUGCGGUCAACUCCAGCUGGGUGGCAGUUCAGGAGCUUGAGCGACUGGGCCUGGGGGACUCCACUGAUCUUCACAUUUGUGAGGUGCCUGUUGAAUACCGGGCAGUACAGAGUCUUAUUCCAGCCCUAUGGCAGCAGCACCAGCCACAGUUAGUGAUCCACGUCGGCGUCUCUGGACUUGCGACGGCAAUCACCCUGGAGCAAUGCGGCCGCAAUGAAGGCUACAAACGUCCAGACAACUGCAGGUUCUCGCCAGACUCCCAGUGUUGCGUGGAGAAUGGCCCUCACUGCCUCGAUUCUGUCCUGGACAUGGAGGCGGUGUGCAGGAGGGUCAGAGAAUCCCACCCUGGCCUCCCAGUGACCGUAUCCAAAGACGCUGGAAGAUACCUAUGUGACUACACCUACUACUCCUCUCUGUUCCUUGGACACGGCCGUGCGGCCUUCAUACACGUGCCGCCUCUCGGGAAACACUUCAGCAGCCUGGAUCUCGGAACAGCCCUUCAGGUCGUCAUCAGGGAGAUGCUCAACCUGCUGGAUGAACCCGAGCAGGCGGAAGACAUCAAGUUCUGCUUUCACAAACACCAAGAAGUGAACGCAGAUAAAUAACCACCGUGGACCAAUUUGUCCAAGCAAACUGUCAGUUUUUUAACUGGAAAUUAUAGCCUGUGUGAAAAACACUCCCAACAUGUACUGUGAGUCAGUAAAUGACAUGCUGGUGCAACUCUAGAUUGUCCAAUACAGGACGAAUGAAAAUGACAUGUUAAUGAAGCCCAUAUGUGCAUGUUUGCGCAAAUGUGUGUUGGAAUGAAUAUACUGUGUCUUCCUCUGAUCUUAUGCAAAACAGAUGUGAACUUUUCAUAAUGUGGGAAUAAUCUAUGGUGAUUCCAUGUACAGUAAUAUUUUAGCACUACUGUCACACACUCAUGGUUUGUUGCUGUAAUAACAUUAUUUUACUGUAGUUAUUGUAUAAUGUAAUUUAUGUGUGUAUUUUUUUUAACUUCCCGUACAAUUUUUACCCCUUUGGUUUUUUGAUAUUUGCCACCAAAAUGUGAUUUUCAAAGACACAAAUCAGUCUGUGGAGUUUGCCUCAGGGAUAUCAUGCGAAAACAAUCAAAUAAAUACAAUUUCUAUGCAUGUAAUUGUGGUUUUGUAUAAAGUCACUGUAUUCCAUUUUCAAUACUCCAGUUUCCUCCCACAGUAAAACAGCUGGUGUGGUCUCUCGCUCACAGUAAAGCAAACCUUGUGGACAUCAGUGAGCUUUUAA